This is a messenger RNA of Penicillium coprophilum, 1029 nucleotides long. RefSeq names its product Peptidase S28. The record is from RefSeq and is a predicted model, not a curated record. NCBI's taxonomy places the organism in Eukaryota, Fungi, Ascomycota, Eurotiomycetes, Eurotiales, Aspergillaceae. The transcript has 3 exons. The coding region runs from base 1 to 1029 and encodes 342 amino acids. Gene Ontology annotation, biological process: proteolysis. Gene Ontology annotation, molecular function: dipeptidyl-peptidase activity; serine-type exopeptidase activity.
AUGCAUUUUUCUACUGCUGUUCUGGCUGCGCUGUCCGGUACAGCUGCAGGAAUUGUAACAUCACCAUUCAAGCGCGAUCUGAAGCUUUCCGCUGAGCUAGGCAUUCACCCGGACAUUCUGCUUAAUCACAAGACUACCGUACAUGCUGUUGCGAGUGCCCAGCUUGAUACGACCAUCGAGACGGAGUGGGCUUCGCUCCCAAUUGAUCACAGCGACUCUUCGGUUGGUACUUACAAAAACCGCUACUGGGUGUCCGAACAGCAUUACAAAAAAGGAGGACCAGUCUUCGUCUACGAUGUCGGUGAGGCAACGGCUGAAUAUUCAGCUCAAACCUAUCUCGGUAAUUCCACUACAUUUUUUUAUAAGCUGGUCGAGGAGUUUGGUGGAAUCGGCAUCGUUUGGGAGCACCGAUACUAUGGGGAAUCUCUUCCCUACAACGUCAGCAUAGACACAGAGCCUGAGCACUGGCAGUACCUCAACAACAAACAGGCAUUGGCCGACCUACCAUUCUUUGCGGAAAAGUUCACUCGUGCAAAUUACAGUGACGUGGACCUGACCCCAGGCGCAACUCCAUGGGUUAUGGUCGGAGGCUCGUACUCUGGUAUGCGAUCUGCGUUCACUCGUCACUUGUAUCCUGACACUAUUUACGCCGCCUACGCUUCCUCUGCCCCCGUGGAAGCACGGAUUGACAUGAGCGUCUACUUCGACCAGGUGUAUGACGGAAUGGCAGCAAAUGGUCGUUUGAACUGCACCAAGGACAUCAAGGCUGCACUAGAGUACAUCGAUUGGCAACUCUCAAAGAGCAAAUCGUCCGCGGCGGCCAUCAAGCGCAAAUUCCUUGGCGAAGGGGCCGAGAAAAACAGCAACGGCGAUUUCUCCUCCGCGCUUCAGACAAUUUACUGGUAUUUCCAGUCUUAUGGCUUCGGUGGUGGCACAGGCAGUCUGGACUCAUUCUGUGAGCACAUGGAGACCGAUCCGGAGACUGGCAAAGCGGCACCCCCCACAUGGAUUCGCCCCAACCCGGGGUAA